AUGGGUCACUCCACCGACCAAGUCGACAUUCUCCCAGAGGGACAGAAGCCCACGCUCGAGCAGCUCGAGAAUGCCCCUCCCUACCCCAAGGGUGACGGACCGGGCUAUGCCUACGUCGAGGGCACGCCCGAGGAGCGCCGUCUGCUCCGCAAGAUCGACCUGCACAUCCUCCCCAUGCUCUGGGUCAUGUACAUUAUGAACUACCUUGACCGCACCAACAUUGGAAACGCCAAGACUGGCGGUAUGCAGGCGGACCUGAACCUCACGGCCUCUGAAUACUCGCUGGUGCUCUCCAUUUUCUUUGUGGGAUACCUCCUCUGGGAGGUUCCCAGCAACAUGAUGCUUGCCCGCAGCCGCCCCUCGAUCUUCUUGCCCACCAUCAUGUUCAUCUGGGGAGCCAUGUCCAUUGGCGCCAAGGGAAUCAACUCGCUCGGCGGCAUGGUCGCCUUCCGCUUCGUCCUCGGUCUCGUGGAGGCUGGUUUCUUCCCCGGUGUCAUGCUUCUCAUGUCCUGCUGGUACAAGCCGGCCGAGCUGUCCAAGCGCAUCGCUCUUUUCUACACCGCAUCCCUCAUGGCCGGCGCCUUUGGCGGUUUACUGGCGGGCGGAGUGAUCUCUGGUCUUGAGGGCAAGGGCGGCACUCGUGGCUGGAAGUGGCUGUUCAUCAUCGAAGGUCUCAUGACUGUGGUGUGCGCUAGCAUCUCCUUCUUCAUCCUUCCCAACUACCCCGCCACCACCAAGUGGCUCUCUGAGGAGGAGCGCCGCCUCGCCACUGCCCGUCUCCUCUCCGCCGAGGCCUCGGAGGACGAGGAGCCUCACAUGGGCCACUGGCAGGCCUUCAAGGAGGCCGCCAAGGACCCCAAGACCUGGGUCUUUGUCCUCGUCUACAACCUCCUCAACAUGGUCGGCACCAUCUCGUACUUCUUCCCCACCCUCAUGACCUCGCUCGGCUACAAGGGUCGUGACGCUCAGUUUAUGACCGUGCCCAUCUAUGCCGUCGCCCUUGUCAUCUCUGUCACUGGUGGAUUCGUCGCGGACAGGACCAAGCAGAAGGCAUUCGUCGUCAUGGCCGCCUGUGCGCUCGCCACGGUCUCGUUCAUCAUCGUGGCUGCCGUCGACACCAGCAAGGUCCGCUAUGCCUUCCUCUGCUUCGGUGGAGCCGGUAUUUGGACCGCUGUUCCCGUCUUCCUUAGCUGGAUGGUUACAAUGUUUGAUGGUAGAGAAAAGCGCGCUGUCUCCAUUGCUCUGAUCAAUGGCUUUGGUAACCUGGCGAGCGUGUACGGUUCGUUCUUCUGGGACACUCCCCCCCACUACAUCAAGGGCUUCUCCCUCACCACUGCGUUCUGUGGCUGCGCGCUGGCCGUUACUGCCUUCGCCAAGUGGAAGUACAACGACAAGGGUGUGCAGAGGACCUCCUAA
Molecule: messenger RNA, 1416 nt
Organism: Apiotrichum porosum
Lineage: Eukaryota; Fungi; Basidiomycota; Tremellomycetes; Trichosporonales; Trichosporonaceae
Exons: 3
Coding region: 1-1416 (471 amino acids)
Biological process (GO): transmembrane transport
Cellular component (GO): membrane
Molecular function (GO): transmembrane transporter activity
Source: RefSeq, a predicted model, not a curated record